CAGAAGAUGUGAGUUUAUCAUCAGAAGACUACGCAUAGGGCACACAUGUCUUAACCACAGUAUGAAUAUCAUAGGCAAACAUGAAACAGGGGUCUGCCCAAAAUGUAAUGGAAGAGAAACAGUGGAGCAUGUUUUACUACAAUGUGAAGCAUACAAUUUGGAGAGAAGGGAGCUGUUGAAAAAUGUUAAAGCUUUGGGUCUAACAAGCUUGACCUUAGAGGGUUUACUCUCCUUUUCCACACUGAGACCACCGGCAUGGAAACAUGUAAUGACUUAUCUAAAAGCAACAGGUUUGACCGAUUAUAAUUUAAUCUGUUGUUUUCUAUUUAUAUGAAUUUGUUUAUUUACUUUUGUUCUUUUGCAUAGUUUAUAACGUAUAACCUCCAUCGAAGCUCUAAACCAAAAGUAGGUGGCGGUAAAGCACCAUAUUGGUUUGCCACCGCCAAAUAAACACGAAAGAAGAAGAAGAAAAAGAAGAGUUUGCAGGUGUUUUUCUGAAUUUGCAUGCGUUUUGGCAUUUGCAGCGCACGUGUUGUGUAGUUUCCAAGUGUUGUGACCCUUCUCGGCCACCGUAAUUUACGGAAUACCAGGAACGCACCUGUUCACUUGUUAAAAAGGCCCUAAACACAUAAUGCGAAUAUUCGCCGUUCUGACACUGAUGUGCACUUUUCUGGGAAGUGUUGUGAAGCGAAACUGCACCAAUGACUCGAGUACGAGCUGCACGCCGUGUGAGAGAGGCACGUACAUGGACAUGGCCAGUGGACUGAGCCGGUGUUACAGCUGUCGAACCUGUAAAGCAGAACAAGGUCUGGUAGCAGAACGGGAGUGCACCAGAGAACAGGACUCAGCCUGCACCGUAUUGGAUGGCUUCUACUGCCAGGAGCCCAACCAGGAAUCAGGCUGCACUCUGGCUCAGAAACACACCCAGUGUAAUGCUAGCCAGAUGACUAAAUUACCUGGAACCAGGGGCACUGACACGGUCUGUGAGGACUGCAAGACUGGGUAUUAUUCUACACCUGGUCUUAAUUGUACAGAAGGGAAAAGCAGCUGCGGGAAUGGAAAGGUGCUGCAAAAGGGAGGCCAAACCAAAGAAACGGUCUGCGACACAGCCCCAAGAAGACAUCACUAUGAUGUAAUAUUAUCAGUCAUGCUGUUGUUGCUGCAUGGUUAGUUUAAGGUUAAUGCUUGCUUGCUAAUGGCCAAAUCACACGUCUGCAUUCAGCCCGUAUGCAAAGAUCUGUUUCUUUACCAAGGGAACGUAGGCCUAGUAUUGUAUGAUGUGUUUCUUUUAUUUAAUAUUUUUGGUUCGAAAUAAAGACAAAAUAAUAAUUAAAGUUGCAAGCAGCAUUUUACUGGUGCCAAGCCUAAAGCCGACCAAUAAGACCCUGUCAGACCAUUAAGACCCUAACAGACCAUUAAGACCCUGACGCAAACCAAUAACACCCUGUCAGACCAUUAAGACCCUGACGCAGACAAUUAAGACCAUUUUUGACUCGUUGUUUGGAAGUUAAUUUUGGACGAUAUUGAGCCUCUGGCGGUCAUGUCAUUUUGUCAAUCAACUUGUUUUUACUGAAGCAGUUGGACCUUUAGUCUCCAACAGCCAAAUAUGUUGGUCCCUCUCAACUCAAAUAUUCCGUCUAUGAACUGUGGUGAUUUUAGUCACAGGCCACAUAAUUUCGAUGCCACGCCCUAAUUGGAAAUAUGUUGACUGUACCUUGUUCAGAAUUUGAUUCUCAAUAACUUUUCUAUUGGACUCAAGAUCAUAGGAGUCCCUUUUGAUGCUGAGAUAAGCAUUUAAGUCUUUUUUUGUUUUAAACCACACCCUUUUUAGAAGUCAAUGGCUCCUUGGUGCUUUAAUCUUUAUUGUACAGACUUCGCUUUAUGUCAGAUUGAAGACUUUGGUCCAUAGAUGAUACAUGCUAAAGGAUUUUGUUCCAAGUGAAGAAACCUAGGAAAAAAAAACAUUUAGUGUUUUUAACAUAGUUCAAGUUAGUCGUAAAUCCAUCCAAAUAAAGUCAUAGGUUCUUGAGGCAUUUGUUCAGCAUGAGGAUAUGCCUGUGUGACCAAAGUUUCAUGACUCCUAAGUCAAAGCGUUUUUCAUAUUUGGACUGUUGCUUUAGCGCCACCUUUGGGCCAAUCAGUGUAAUAUUUGCUCUCUGCUAAUCUGGAGUCGGCCUCUACAACUGUAGUAAGUUUCAUAAAAAGCGUGCGAGCGGUUUAGGCUGUGUAAGUCAAACGUGGCGGAAUAAUAAUAAUAAUUAAACUAACAAUUACAAUAGGUUGCCUUCGCACUUUGUGCUUGGCACCCUAAUAAUAAUAAAAACACUAACAAUUACAAUAGGUUGCCUUCGCACUUUGUAGUUGGCACCCUAAUAAAAAUACCAAAACGCCAGUGCUUCUAGGCCUAAGGCUACUGUAAUUAUUUGUAUGCGUUUACUCUCAAAUGUAACAUUUGUAAACAUGUUAUGUAAUUUAGAAAGUGGUUUUCCAAAUCCUAUAUCGGUGUUUUUCUAAUGCUUUUUAAGUGUCAUUCGGUUCUUCAUUAAGAAGACUUUGUAUCGACAAACUCUUAGCACUCAUGACGUAACUAUACUAUUGCUACAAUGUGUAAAAUAAUGUGUAAUAAAAUGUGUGUGUGUGCGCGUAUAUGCGUGUGUUGAUUCCUAUAAAUACCAAUAUGGCUUUUUUGUACAUGUUCUAUCAUAUGUUUGUGAAGUUUCCCUUAAUCAACCACUGUAUUCUUACACUUGCCUCAAUUAACCUCUUAUUCAACCAAAUGUCAUCCUUAACAAAUGCAACAUUUCCACUGACAACAUUAUUCUGGGCUGAAGCACAAGAUGCAUCCGCAAGGAACAUUUUACAUGGCGAUUUGCCUCCGUAACACCGUGGUUUGCAAAGUGGUAUUAUGCUGUCAACACAACUAAAACCAGCUUAGUCCUGAGCAAGUCGCCUGCCGGAGAAACAGGUGUGUUUACGCAACCAUGGUCAAUAUGAGCCUCAAAUCUCCACCAAAAGGCAAAUUGAACGAUUUACAUUUCGGGCAUUUAGCAGACGCUUUUAUCCAAAGCUACUCACAAUGAGUACAUUUGUCCGAAGACAGAGAAUAAAAUAAGUGCCUAAGAGGGGUUAGGGGGGAAGCUAUGCUGAGCCGAGGUGAACUCUGAACUCUGAACAAACCAGCCACCUGGAUGUUCAUGGAUGAAUUUAUAAUAGCAUUACCUUGGAUUCUCUCCGCUCAGCACUUUCUGGAAUGGAGCUCUGAUGC
Messenger RNA from Gadus chalcogrammus (walleye pollock), 3265 nucleotides. Its product is annotated as tumor necrosis factor receptor superfamily member 14-like. Gene Ontology annotation, biological process: defense response to Gram-negative bacterium; positive regulation of peptidyl-tyrosine phosphorylation; apoptotic process. Bases 632 to 1171 code for a protein of 179 amino acids. Gene Ontology annotation, molecular function: transmembrane signaling receptor activity; protein binding. NCBI's taxonomy places the organism in Eukaryota, Metazoa, Chordata, Actinopteri, Gadiformes, Gadidae. The transcript has 5 exons. Gene Ontology annotation, cellular component: external side of plasma membrane; membrane. The record is from RefSeq and is a predicted model, not a curated record.